Eublepharis macularius is the source of this 4132-nucleotide messenger RNA. It is a transcript of the gene PNPLA4, whose product is annotated as patatin like phospholipase domain containing 4. Gene Ontology annotation, biological process: lipid homeostasis; triglyceride catabolic process. Gene Ontology annotation, cellular component: membrane; cytoplasm; lipid droplet. Bases 1102 to 2154 code for a protein of 350 amino acids. The record is from RefSeq and is a predicted model, not a curated record. NCBI's taxonomy places the organism in Eukaryota, Metazoa, Chordata, Lepidosauria, Squamata, Eublepharidae. The transcript is spliced from 8 exons. Gene Ontology annotation, molecular function: triacylglycerol lipase activity; retinyl-palmitate esterase activity.
CCAUGGCUGCUCCAAACUUCAGCUUGGCAGCGUCCCCCUUCUCCUCUCUUCUCAAAGGUGGCAGUUCCAACCUGGGUAACCAUGGACUGCCACCAAUGAUUCUUAGGAGUAUCUCCUGCCAGACAGAGUCAUACAUCUAACACUUUGUACCCAUGUUGCUGUUUAGAUGCCCCAUGUAAUUGCUGUACCUCCUGCUAUCCUCCUGUAGUCAGGUGCUAGGUGAUCUAUUGCAAGUUCACACUUUAGAGCUAUUGUGCUCCAGGGAUGUCAAGCUCCUCUGCUGUCUCUCCCUAUUACCAAAAUUUAGCUAGCUUGUCUGAAUAGGUGUGGUAAGUUUUCAGAGAUUAAGCUUAGAAAGCCCAAAAUAUAAGAAUGUUUAAUAAAUGAUUAAAAGAAUACACAUGUUCUGUUCAAGUUUUCGGGCAAAGCAAGGGAACAAAGAGAAGAAAGGUGAAAGGCCUCUUGAUUUAGGACAGGCAAGCUUUACUUAAAGAUGUGAUAAGUUAGAGUUCAUCAUUGCCUUAGCUCUCCAUGUUGGGGCUCUCAUUGUCCCCUGCCUCAUGGGCAAAUGGAGUCCCUAGGCAAAAUCUUAGUCCAUCAUGGUUUACGCACAUCUGAAGAGCUGCCCAAAAUGGAAGAAGAGUAUUCUCUCUACUGUCUAGAGUUUUUAUAACCUCUUUUCCUCUUCGCCUGUACUCAAAAGGAGAGAAAGUCUUCUGAGCUUUAUGGCUCAAAGUGUGGUUUACUAGCAGGGGAUGAGGUAGUAAGCCAUUAGCAUAACUAAGAGCUUGACGGUUCCUAUCUUCAAACUCUCUUCUGCCAGCUAUCAUUCUGCAUCAGUCUCCUGUCCCCGGACAGAGCAGUACAGUAAUUGAAACAUUGGGGUGAAUUCUUGGGUGGAGGGUGUUUCUUCACAAUCCUCUUGUUCAGUUAGUUAAUUAGAUUGCAACUAUGUCUUAACAGCUAUUUUUUUAAAAAACAGGUAACCUCCACUGUGUUACAGGAUCAGUGGGAAUCUUAAGUGUGGUGUCCCACAACAAGAUGAUUUGUUUUUGAGCUUGUGCUGAGAGGACUGGAAUUGCAAAUCUGUUUUUCAGAAUAAUGUGGGUUACCAAAAGUAUGUACAGAUUGCAACGACAACAGAUUUGCCUGAAGCAGGCUGGACUAUACAACACUCUGUUUCUUAAACUCCAGCAUUUUGGGGCUAAUGCUGAUAGUUAUUACAGUUUGCAAACUGUCCGUGGUGUAACUACAUGCAACGUUUCCCCAAUACAAAAUACAUGGCUCAUAAUGGAUGUCACGUCAGCUGUCAACAGAAGAAGCAGCAAUACAGUUUAUGGAAUAACAUGUGACACACCACAUGGAAGAAGGCAGCGUGAUAUGGAAGCCAAAAUGAAACAUCUCAACUUGUCCUUUGCAGCCUGUGGGUUUCUGGGGAUCUACCACUUGGGGGCAGCAACUGCUCUCUGCAGACAUGGUAAGAAGUUACUGAAGGCUGUGAAGGCCUUUGCUGGAGCUUCUGCAGGAGCUUUGAUUGCCACCCUUCUUUUAACGGUGCCAGAAAAUAUAGAGGAAUGUAUACAAGUUACACAUACAUUUGCAGAAGAAACUAGGAAACAAUAUUUGGGAGCACUAACGCCAGGCUAUGAUUUCAUGACAAAACUUAGGGGCAGCAUUGAUUCAGUUCUCCCUCCUAACGCUCAUGAGAUAGCAGAAAAUCGCCUCUUUAUAUCAGUCACUAGUGCUAAAAAUGGAAAAAAUCAUUUGCUUUCAAAUUUUGCCUCGAGAGAGGAUCUUGUUAAGGCUCUCCUAGCCAGUAGUUUUAUUCCUUUGUAUGCAGGAAUCAGUGCAGUGGAUUAUCAAGGAGAGAAAUGGAUUGAUGGUGGAUUAACCAAUGGCCUCCCUAUCCUGCCAGUGGGUCGAACUGUGACAGUUUCUCCCUUCUGCGGACGACUAGACAUCUGCCCACAAAACAAAGGACGCAUAAAUGUUUAUGUUAAAAUUGCAAAGCAAGAUUUCAUGUUAUCCAUAGCCAACCUCAUACGACUUCACCAGGCUCUGUUUCCACCAAGCCAGAAGAAAAUGGAAGCGCUGUACCAAGAUGGAUAUGAUGAUGCCAUACUCUUUUUACUGAAGGAAAACUGGUUUGAAUAGAUUAUGUGUGUUGAAAAUUAACAAAGUCUGAUGGCUGUCAGAGCAAAGCUACACUAUGUGGAGCCCAAGGGAUUGCUGUCAAAUUUCUGUUUAUCUAAAACGACUGCCAUAGGAAUUGCAUCUGUCGCUGUCAAGCAAGUGUUAUAUAUAGGUGUGUUGGCUAGAAUUGUAAACAUAUUCAAAUGCAAUGGAAUUGUACUUAUGCAGUAAGUUACUGUUUUGAGCAAAAUAGUAAGCAAAGGUGUGUCUAAAGGAUGUCUAUUACAGCAUCCAGUGAUAAUUCAAGAAAUGCUAAAAUAUGUUUGCCAGCAUUAAUUAGACUUCAGAUAUUUGCUCUUGAAAAUCUACAGAGAGCUACAUACUUGUGUUCUUUCAAAAGUAAUCCUAUUUGUACAUCCAUUAAUUGGCUUAUUCAUUUUUGCUUUUUAAAUCUGGUGGGUUUUUUUUUAGUGUACUCUGAAGCAUGAACUCUAAUUACAAAGAGGCUGUGGGAGACAAAACAGCUUAAUUGCAUAUAUUUUAAUUGUUACGCAUAUGUGUUUGUCAUUAGUACAUCUUGUUCUUCAAAUAAGUUGUAGACUUUUUUGUACACUUUGAUUUGCAUAGGUUUUAUAACUCGGCCUCUGUAUGCAAAGUGCUUUGCAAAGAAAAAUGGCAUUUUAAAUGUCACAAUACUGGACCCUUUCCAUACUAUAUACUGUGGCAUGUUUUCUGUAGAAAUAUGGAGUGUUCUAAAUCAAGCAAAGGAAGUGAAUGGCAUCAUCUGGCAGAAGAGGACUGAACAUGAGGAAGUCUGAUAGAAUGGAAUACAAGUAUUGCAUGGAGUCUUGGAGGAGGGGAGCUGUAGGACAAAGGUUCUGGAGGUUGUGACAAAAAGAAUAAAACGGGGGGAAAGUGCUGGGGCCACGCAUUUCUUCUGGACCUGAUACUAGCUUGUGCCAUGCAUCCCUCCAUGCACACAAUUCCAUUCCAAACAUACAGUCUCAUGAAAAUGAAAGAGAAGUUUCAGUUUUGUUUCUAAAAUUAUAUAAAUUGGCAUUUUCAUGCUAAUGGCCUUGCAUCCCCUUGCUUGCUCCCCCAUAAAGCCAGCUCAGCUGUGGUGCAGUAUGCCAAAGGUGUUAAGAUGAGCUACACUCCAGAACUGCAGGAACUGAUACUCUGUCAGGCAGAAGGAAAACUACUAUUGCCUAUUGGGCAUUUUUGGUGUUGAUUGGGAGUUUGUUACCUGGGGAUAUGCAAGCCAAUGGGCAGUAAAAACAUCUAUUGCCAGUAACUGUAUGAAUCUUGUUUGUGGAUGGAAUCUACAGUAACAACAGUUGAGCUCAGCUCAUACUCUUGCCCUAAGUUGACUCUUUCAGUCAGAAUUGGAAAGCAACAUUGGCUCCUGCCUCUGGGGAAGCAAGAUCACAGAAAGCUGCCCUGGAAAGGAGAACUUUCCUGGUGUGGUCAAAAUGCUCAAAUUGCAGAGGAGAACUGCUUCACACACAUGGCUUUCCCAAGUAACUGGAAACCCACAGACUUUGAAUUCUUAGUGGCAAUCACACUACCAGUAUAAUUUAAGAACCAUUUUUGCUUAGGUUGUAUAUUACGGCAUAAUUUAUUGGAUUUGUUGAUACUUAUUUGUGUUUGUCAACCUCGGUGUUUUCUGUUCAUUCAAUCACGUGUGACUGCAUUGCCGCAAUUCCUCCAAAACUUGUGUGUGUAUACAGGAAGAUGAUAUGCAUAGACAGAUUCUUUUACUGCUGCUAGUGCAAUUCUAAUUGCAAGGAUACAAGCACUUAAAAGCAGAUGCUUUUGCUUUCUCUCUAGCAAUAGGAAUGUUUGUGGAAAAAACUACAGGUAAAGUUCCAGUUGCUCUCUCAACUCUCUCCCUUGAACACAAGGCUGACUCCAGGUUAGGAAGGGCAACCUGGCCAAGAUAAUCACCAAUAGCCACCGUAUUAUAGGCACAUUGCCUCUUCAGUGCAAAUUAAUUUUU